AUGGAAAUUUACGUAAAUCUUUUGGCAAAUAUAAUUGUAACAAAUUACUUUUCAACAACAAAGUGUUUGUACGUUUUUACAGACAGCAAAUCAACGUAUAAACAUUUCGAAAAUAUUCCUGCAAUAAUUGUUGAUGUCGAAUUAAUGCGAAAUAAUCCAAAUGUUUACACCAAAUUUUAUUGCGAUCAUUUUCUAAUUAAUACCGAGAAAGCUAACGAAACGUUUGAGGAAAUUGAAAAUUUGAUUCGUUACGGAGAGAAUCGGUUUCAUUUUAGAAGUUAUUUAGUUUUACCGACGAGAAAUCUUGAUAGAAAUACCACCUCAAUUUUUGAAAGGAAAAGUGUUGAUUUUGUUGCGAAUAUUUUGGCGGUUUUUCCUGAUAAAUUAAGUAAUUCAGAUGAAGGAAUAUUUAACUUAUACACACAUAAAUACGCUGCGUACCACGAUUAUAACCAAGUUUAUUUACUGGAUAAAUGGUUUUCGAAAAAUUCGAGUUUUUUAUUUGGAAAUAAUUUAUAUCCUGAUAAAUUAAGUAAUCAAGGCGGAAGAAUUUUAAGUAUUGGAACCAUAACUUACAAGCCAUAUUCAGUAAUUGAUUAUUUAGAUGGAACAGAAUUAAGCGCCGUUUUAGAAGCAGCUUGUAAGUACAACAUGACGAUUACAGUGACUGAUUUUGAUGGUGAUUGGGGUGAUGCUUUUGAAAAUUUUACUGGAGAUGGUGUAUUGGGAAAUUUAGCCAGAGAUAAAACUGAUAUAGGAUUUGCUUCGCUAUUUAUGUAUUCUUCAACUUAUCAGUACCUUGAUGUUACAACUCCAUUAGUACAUACUGGAAUAACUGCUUUAGUUCCAUCACCAAAGCUACUAGGAGGAUGGUUCACUCCAUUCCUCUCAUUUUCAAUUUCAAUGUGGGUCGCAUCAAUAAUCUCAAUUAUAUUCUGUUUCUUAGCCAUUUUAUUCGUCAGCACCUUUCAUACGUUUAUUACAAAAGAAACUCAACCUGUAAAAGAAACCGCUAUUAUUACAUUAUUAGAAACAGAAGCCUUAUUUUUGGGAAAACCCGUUUCAAAACUUCCCCUCGAGUUUUAUUCAAGAAUCGUAUACGCGUUAGCGAUGAUUCUUAGCUUGGUUAUGGCUACAAUUUAUACCAGCGGUUUAGCAAGCACCAUGACGGUUCCGAAAUAUAGAGGAACAAUAAGAACUUUAAAAGAUCUCGCUGAACGGGGAAUUCAUUGGGGUGCAACUUCUAUUGUUUGGAUUGCUUCUAUUUCAGACUCAGAUAAUCCGAUUUAUCAACAAAUUGUUAAAAGUUUUGUUAUUGCCGACGUUGAUAAUUUAACAAGAUUAAAUUCAGAGGAAUUUGGAUACGCUAUUGAGCGUUUACAAGAAGGAAAUUAUGCUCUGGGUGAUUACAUCACUGAGGAUGGUGUUAAACGACGAAGAUUGAUGGACGAGAAUCUUUUUAACGAUUACAUUGUGAUGUACACCAGAAAAGGAUCAAUUCUUUUACCACUAAUUAAUAAAGUGGUUCUUGAAGUAUCUCAAGCUGGAUUAGUUGAAUAUUGGGAGGAUUUGGCUAUAUCAAAAUAUUCAAGCACUACAAUUCAAACUAUCGUAAGAUUUUCUGUUCAAUCACCAAAACCGGUGAUUACACCUUUAACGUUUAAUCACGUCGAAGGGGCUUUUAUUAUUUGGGCAGAAUAA
Molecule: messenger RNA, 1701 nt
Organism: Onthophagus taurus
Lineage: Eukaryota; Metazoa; Arthropoda; Insecta; Coleoptera; Scarabaeidae
Source: RefSeq, a predicted model, not a curated record